UCAAAACCCUCCUAAACCCCACCCCCAAAACCGCCGAUCCAAUGCUGAUUCGCCGAGCAGCAAUCCAUCAUCUCCGGCGAUUCUCCACCGCCGCGCUCCUACAGGAAGUGGAGGCUCCUCCUAUAUUCACCUACCUGGAUGGAUUCCCCCGGCCCGACCCCAAGCACGACGAGACGAUCCUCGCAAUCCCUCGCGAUGCCUCCGGCAAGAGCAUCUCCGCCAAGGAGAGGAAGGCCGGCCGCGUUCCGAGCAUCGUCUUCGAGGCGGAGGACGGCCAGCACGGCGGCAACAAGCGCAUCAUUUCGGUUCAGAGCAAUCAGGUUAAGAAGCUCGUGAAUCAUCUAGGGCAGUCCUUUUUCCUCUCCAGGCUCUUUGAUCUGGAGGUCCGAUCGGAGUUUGGAUCCGGUGAGGUAGUCGAGAAAGUGCGCGUUCUGCCUCGGAAGCUCCAUCUUCAUCCGAGCUCAGAUGCUGUGCUUAAUGUUACGUUUAUAAGAGCUCCGUCUAGUGCUUGGUUAAAGGUUGAUGUUCCUCUAGUAUUUAGAGGAGAUGAUGUUUCCCCCGGGCUGAAGAAGGGGUCAUCUCUAAACAUUAUCAAGAGAACUGUUAAGUAUCUCUGCCCUGCUGAUAUAGUCCCUCCCUUCAUAGACGUUGAUUUAAGUGAGCUCGAUGUAGGCCAGAAAAUCGUUGCUGGGAACCUUAACGUCCAUCCUGCUCUCAAGUUGCUAAGAUCGAAGGAUGAAGCUGUUGUCAAGAUAAUGGGUGCCAGGGUCUCCGACCAACGAAAAUCCAAGUAAGCUGCGAGGCUCCUAAUUUCAUAUUUUGGUAGAAAAAUCUUUGAUGGUAAAAGAAUCCAAUAACUGUGUAAGGCCACGCCGCUGAUAUGAUCUUCCCAUCUUUGCGAUUAAGAAAAGUUGUGUUAGUUGAACUCUGUCUAGGAGCGAUAUUUUCUCUAAUCUUCAAAGAAAGCGUGUGGUGAUAUUGGAACCCCAA
Salvia hispanica is the source of this 990-nucleotide messenger RNA. RefSeq lists its product as uncharacterized. Gene Ontology annotation, cellular component: ribosome; cytosolic large ribosomal subunit. Gene Ontology annotation, molecular function: 5S rRNA binding; structural constituent of ribosome. The record is from RefSeq and is a predicted model, not a curated record. NCBI's taxonomy places the organism in Eukaryota, Viridiplantae, Streptophyta, Magnoliopsida, Lamiales, Lamiaceae. Gene Ontology annotation, biological process: translation.